CCCAACCUAGUCACCUCUGACCUCGCGAGACCUCACAGAAGGACAAAGCUGCCCGAGUUCCGGUUUACGUGAAGAGAAAAACCGUCAUAGGAAGCAGGGUGAACAUGGCAACGGCAGAACAAGGGUCUCCCACCGGAGUUGGUCAGAACUGCUGUGAUGGGUCUCCCAUUGGAUUUUUUCAGCUUGUCAACUUGAAUAACGCUGGUGAGAAACCCUACAUGUGUGGGGAGUGUGGAUACAGGACAGCUAAAAAGUCUCACUUAUCUCAGCAUAUGAGAACCCAUACAGGCGAAAAAUCCUACAAGUGUGACCAAUGUGGCUAUUCUUCUGCACGGAAAGCUAAUUUGGACCAGCAUCUUGCAAAUCACACCGGUGAGAAACCCUACAUGUGUGGGGAGUGUGGGUACAGGACAACUUACAAGUCAGCCUUAUCCCGACAUAUGAGAACCCAUACAGGAGAAAAACCCUACAAGUGUGACCAGUGUGACUAUUCUGCAGCAGAGAAAUCCAAGUUGGACAGACAUGUACGAAAACACACCGGUGAGAAACCCUACAUGUGUGGGGAGUGUGGGUACAGGACAGCUGAAAAGUCUUACUUAUCCCAACAUAUGAGCACCCACACAGGAGAAAAAACCCUACAAGCGUGA
This is a messenger RNA of Branchiostoma belcheri (Belcher's lancelet), 647 nucleotides long. RefSeq names its product zinc finger protein 677-like. Gene Ontology annotation, cellular component: nucleus. The transcript is spliced from 2 exons. Gene Ontology annotation, biological process: regulation of transcription by RNA polymerase II. The record is from RefSeq and is a predicted model, not a curated record. NCBI's taxonomy places the organism in Eukaryota, Metazoa, Chordata, Leptocardii, Amphioxiformes, Branchiostomatidae. Gene Ontology annotation, molecular function: RNA polymerase II transcription regulatory region sequence-specific DNA binding; DNA-binding transcription factor activity, RNA polymerase II-specific. The coding region runs from base 105 to 647 and encodes 180 amino acids.